Molecule: messenger RNA, 4754 nt
Organism: Panthera uncia (snow leopard)
Lineage: Eukaryota; Metazoa; Chordata; Mammalia; Carnivora; Felidae
Gene: GRAMD1C
Product: GRAM domain containing 1C
Exons: 13
Coding region: 1739-3115 (458 amino acids)
Biological process (GO): intracellular sterol transport
Cellular component (GO): endoplasmic reticulum membrane; plasma membrane; endoplasmic reticulum-plasma membrane contact site
Molecular function (GO): sterol binding; sterol transfer activity
Source: RefSeq, a predicted model, not a curated record
UCCCUUCUUCCACCUGCUAGUCUUGGUGAACUGGCUUGCCAGGCUGUUUCCUUGGCAUGCUUGCACUUGCCAUGGAUGUUCUCCAUGUACUUGAUCUGUCAGCAACAUUCCACACUACGACACACUCCCUCCAUUUUGAAGCACCUUCUUUCCUUGAAUUCCAUGACAUCAUUCCUUCUGGACUUCCCUCUUACCUGUCUGGUAUUUCCUUCAUUUUUUUUUUUUGCUGGCCACUCCUUUGUGUGCCAGGCUUUCUUGGGGCUCAGUCUUAGGUUCUGUUUUCCCUUGUAAACCUACUAAAUUUACUGAAUACUUACUGAUGGUUUACUAUAGGAAUUUUUAUAUUUAGCAUAUAAGUAUAUAUGAUCUUAGUAUAUAUGAUCAUUUACAGUAUAGCUAAGGUAUAUUUUUCUCAUAGCAGUUUGGUUACCAUAAUAGAGUAAGGAUAUCUAUCUAUAAUUGCAACCCAUGAGAAUUUCCAUAACAUGCCAAAAGCAUUGAUUUUUAGACAGUGUACUGUAUCCCCCAUGUGUGCUUUCUUUGUUUGAGGGAGUGCUAUUCUCCAGUGUUGCUCUGGUCCCUCAUUCUGCUGUUGCAUUAAAUGAUUAGGUUUUAGCAACCCCCCAAAAGGAUAUCCUUGCAGUUCAUUGAGUAGCAUUUGAUGUUGUCUAACACCUUACUAAAUUAAAUGGAAUACCUAGGUAGAAAUUCGGGCAAGCUGUGAUUUUUUUAUUUAGAGGAACAUUUUUCUUCAGGAAAGAAAUUGGAAUUGGUAGAUGAGACUCUCUGUGUGUUUAUUAUAUCCCAGGUCCCUGCCAGGAAAUUAUUCUGAAGAAAGUAAAAAAUAUUUUUAAAGGGAAGAACUAUUGAGUAAUGAAGAUGUCAACUUUUCAGUGAUGAAUGAUGUGCCAAGGGCUUAUUGGAAUUGCUUGACCUGAAUAGCUCACUCUUCUUGCCAUUUCCUGGCGUUCCAUUUAUAAUACUCAAGAACUCAAUCUUUGAUAGUGAUAAAGGGUUAAUGCAUGAGUCUGAUGAGGUGCUACAUCAAUACUGAAGAAGUGGCACAUGAAGAAGUAAUAAUGACAUUGCUAGAAAUGAAUAGAAAGCGAUAGCAUGGAGGAAGAAAUUUAGCCCUUGAUAUAUUUAAUCCUUAAAAUGAGAUUGACAUAGUAAUUGAGCAUAAGCAAGAUAUUUUCAUUUGCAUUUUAUUGUUUCUAAUCUUCUGUGGAACAGAAGAAAUUGAGAACUGUCCCUUUAAUAAAACCCUGUUUACCUAUCCUCUUCUAGUAGGAGUGGCUUAGGAACCUGUAGAGUGAGGUGUAACUACCAAUUCUGCAUUCUGACCUGCAACCUUGGAAAGAGUGCUGAUACUACAAACCAGGAAGUGACAAAUAAUGUGCUUUGAACUCUGUAGGACUUGUCUUUCAUAAGGAAAAGCCUCUCAUAACAAAAAGAGAAGAUUGAAACAGUGAUUUUAUGUAGUUGUCAUUAAAUAUUGGGAACUCUGCUGCAGAUAAAGACUUUGCAGAAUACUUAGAAUACAAAGCUUUCUGGGCCAGAAAUUGAUCUUCUGACUUUUGAGUCGUAUCUGAUUGCUGCUUGGUUCAUCUUUAUUUUGUUAAAGUACCCUGCAGGCUGAACCAGGACUCUUCAUUGUUUGCAGAGCUUGACCAGACAGGAAUUCUGGCAGCUGCUCCAGCAGAACUAUGGUAAUGAGCUAGGCUUAAAUGCUGAAGAGAUGGAAAACUUGUCUUUGUCAAUCGAGGAUACUGUACAGCCAAGAAGUCCAGGAAGAAGCAGCUUGGAUGAUUGUGGGGCGAGAGAUGAAAAAUUUUCCAAGUCCAUCAGUUUUACACGAGAAUCAGUUAAUCGUGUUUCAGAGACAGAGUCAAUUGAUGGAAAUUCACCGAAAGGGGGGUUAGGGAAAGAGGAACCCCCAAGUGAGAAACAGAUCAAAAAGAGUCCUUUACUAACUUCCGAGAAGAGGUUAAGUAGAGUGCCAUCAAAAUCACUGGACUUGAAUAAAAAUGAAUAUCUUUCUCUGGACAAAAGCAGCACUUCAGAUUCUGUUGAUGAAGAAAAUAUGCCUGAGAAAGAUCUUCAUGGAAGACUUUAUAUCAACCGUGUUUUUCAUAUCAGUGCUGAGAGAAUGUUUGAAUUGCUCUUCACCAGUUCACGCUUCAUGCAGAGAUUUGCCAAUUCUAGAAAUAUAAUAGAUGUAGUGUCCACCCCUUGGAAAGUAGAACCUGGAGGUGAUCAACUGAGAACCAUGACCUACACUAUAAUCCUUAAUAAUCCACUUACUGGAAAGUGCACCACUGCCACUGAAAAGCAGACACUGUAUAAAGAAAGUCGGGAAGCACAAUUUUAUUUGGUAGAUUCAGAAGUACUGACACAUGAUGUUCCCUACCAUGAUUACUUCUAUACCCUGAACAGAUACCAUAUCAUCCGAUCCUCAAAACAGAAAUGCCGGCUGAGAGUUUCUACAGAUGUGAAGUACAGAAAACAACCAUGGGCCAUUAUCAAAUCUCUAAUUGAAAAGAAUUCCUGGAGUUCAUUGGAGGACUAUUUCAGACAGCUUGAAUCAAACUUAUUAAUGGAAGAAUCUGUGUUAAAUCAGUCCGUUGAAGACGCUGGAAAACUUAGUGGCUUACGAAGGAGAAGGCGAACAUUCAACCGAACAGCAGAAACAGUUCCUAAACUUUCUUCUCAGCGCUCUUCUGGAGAUGUGGGCUUGGAUGCCAAAGGGGAUAUUUCAGGAAAGAAAAAGGAAAUGGAAAUCUGUAAUACUGCUCUUAUUGUGGUGAUGAGUAUUUUUUUGCUGUUGCUAGUUCUGUUGAAUGUGACGCUGUUUCUGAAGCUGUCAAGGAUAGAAUCUGCUGCUCAGUCCCUUUACCGUCUCCACCUCCAAGAAGAGAAAUCUCUGCAUUUAGCCUCCGGUAUGCUGUCAAGAGCAGAAAGUAUUGAGAAGAACAAAGACCAGGCCCAUCAUUUAAAAGGAGUGCUCCGAGACUCUAUCGUGAUGCUCGAACAGUUAAAGAGCUCACUUGUUAUGCUUCAGAGAACUUUUGAUCUACUAAAUAAAAACAAGACUGGCAUGACUGUCAAAAGCUAGUGAUCUCAAGGCCUGAAACUGUAGAGAUACUUGGAACUAAAAGAAAACGUCUUAAAGAAAACCAGAGGAUGAAGGAUUUUAAUUGUCACAGGAACAUUUCCAUAUUUUCUCAUUAUUGAUACUUUUAAUAUGAACAAUCUUUUUAAUAACAUUAAUGUGAUGACUAGUCUCUGAUGGCCUUAAUGAUCCAUUCUUUCACUUCUUACACGUAAUUCUAAGCAGUGGAUUUCUCCAGUGGAAGUAUUCUCCAGUGGAUAUUUCAGGUGAAAUACGUUGUGGACUUGAAUUUCUACAAUACAAAAAGAAAAUGAGACACUCCGAACUGAGUAGUAUGGCCUUGUUUUUACAGUGAGAUUUGAAGUUUGAUGCUUUAUCUGUUAGCACAGAAUCAGUACGUGUUCGACAGGCUGCUUUCCCAGUUGAGAUACACUGAGGAUGCUAAAGAAAAUUUAAGAAUAAACCUCUGUAUCAUUAUGAAUUGUGAAGGACCAGGUUUCAGGCAUGUAUUAUAACAUUUCUAAGUUUGUGUACUGUAAAUAUUACAGUGUCUUCAUUUUUUCUUUAGCAUGGGAAUUCAGUAGUCAGGUUCUGAAUCUGCAACUUGGUAAUUAUUACCUGAAAGGUUCUUCAGCCGUUGUAUCUUUUUGAAGAUAGAUGUUUCAGGAGCUAUGAGAGGUGAGAUUAUCUUGGCUCUUCAUGUAUCAAAUGGUGGAAGAGUAAAUUCUGGAAAAGGAGACAUGUAGGGUACCAACACUCAAAAUGAAGAACCACGUGCUGAUUUUAAAAACGAGAGGAUUAUGUUAAAAUCUGGGCACUUAGUGGCCGAUCAAAGGAAUACUUGAACUAAGUGUGGCUUUAGCUUAGCACUCUUUCAUGGUGGAAGCGAACCACCUGGUUGAAAAUAAUCUGUGGAUUACUUUUCAGGAGUCAUAUAUGUCUUCACUUACUCAUUCACGUGUGUAGCUUGUUUCAGUUGGGAAGUUAUAACCAGACACAAACUUGAGCUCUUCAAUAAAAACUUUUGGGGGCACUGUAUCCCUGUACUAGUGCACUGACUGAACUUCUAGGCCAGACAGAAGCUUGGCUCUUUCACAACAAUUUUUUAGGCAUGUAUGUCUCAAUAUGAUGUCUUUGGAACAAGAGAAAGAUAGUGCCGAGUAAUUUGUAUCUAUUCUUACUGUUUGGACAAUUACUUCCCUUUAGUUAUAUGUUUCUUUUUUCCCCCAGAGUCACCAAAGCCACAUGAGAUAGCUAAAGUCAUUUUUGAGAUGCCUGUAGAGAAUGAAAGUAUUAACUUCAUUACAGGGAAAAUGGAUUUCUCUGGGUGGUUCCCAACAAACCUACAUUGGGGUACCAGUGUACUUACCUGGGGUUUUUGAAAAAAGGAUUUAUGAAGUGUCUGGCUGUGAGCAAGAGUCACUGGAUAUUAAACUUGAAGACUUGUUCUCUGUUAAAUUCACAAAAAUGAUCAGUGGCAAGCUGAAUGUUCUUGUGAUGUUAUUUAAAACUUGUACUUCAUAAACAUACCUCAAAGGAAAUUAACAAAGUUGCUUUAUAGAUUGAACAUGUAUGCAUGCAGAAUUCAAUUAAUUGCAUUUCAGCCUGUUAAUGUAAAUUGAUACCAAUAAAACCCAAAAUG